Messenger RNA from Conger conger (European conger), 1857 nucleotides. RefSeq lists its product as uncharacterized. The coding region runs from base 1 to 1326 and encodes 441 amino acids. Lineage: Eukaryota; Metazoa; Chordata; Actinopteri; Anguilliformes; Congridae. The transcript is spliced from 7 exons. The record is from RefSeq and is a predicted model, not a curated record.
AUGCUCGCUUCCAAACAAGGUGGCCACGCGACAGUUCUGGACGACAGCAAGAGACACCAGGACUUUUACCUUGGAUCCACUGCGCAUGACGCAGUACUGGUGUUGGACCCCAGUCCGGGGGAAAGUUUCGGGCACCCCGUGGUCCUUUUCUAUAUCGAUUUCAACGUGACCAAGAAAAAAUGUGGACAUAGAGAUGGAAUUUUUAUAGGUGAGGAGUGCCUGACCCUGGCGCUGAAGAGCCGCUGUCAGAACCAGCUGAAGCGGCGUCAGAGCCGCAGUGAACGGCAGGGGGGGAAGGGCCGCGUGCGCAGGGGCGCGGGGGCGCGCCCCGGCAGGGCGGAGCGCAGCGGGGGGCUCUGCGAGAUCCACUUCCUCCCCCUGGUGGUGGGAGUGCGCGACAGCAACCGGACGCAGAGGCUGCACUGCGUGGAUCACCCGGGCUUCGCCCCCUGCCCCGCGCCCCUGCCCAUGCCCAGCCUCAGCGCCCCGGUCUCCAGCUGCGAGCUCAACAAGAACACCCGCCGCUGCCACCAGCAGCCCCUCGCCACGCACCUGUCCUGCCGCCUGUACCAGACCUGCGACCACGCCGUGCUGCUCUCAGGGGGCUGGCAGGAGCAGAUCACCUUCCACCACCACCUGCAGAACCUGCACGUCUUCUACAGGAUGCUGAGGAACAACGGGUUCCACAAAGACCACAUCAAGACCUUCUUCGCUGGCAGCGGUCAGGUGACAGAGGAGAACACAGAGGGAGCGUACCCGGCCACGGAGAAGGAGGCCAUCCGGAACCACAUCUCCUACAUCUGCCGCAAGCAGCACUGCGCCGACUCCCUGGUGCUGUACCUCAACAGCCCCACGCGCAACGACGGCACCAUGCUGCUGUGGGACAGCAACUACAACGGCAUCGCGGACUCUAAGGAGCGGUACUCGGUGGGUGAGCUCCUGGCGGACUUGGCGGGGUGCCGGGCCAGUCGGGUCCUGCUCUUCGUGGACCAGAGCUACAGCGCCGUCCUGGCCAAGAGGCUGAAGGGCUCGCUGAAGCACCUCAACGUGGCGCUGCUCAUCGACUUCCCCUGGACCCAGAUCGCCGACUACUGGGGCUCCUCCAACCCGUCCCAGUGUCUCAUAGACCACCUGAAGGACCCCACAGCGCCCCCCCUGGCGGACCUCACCGCGUCGCUCCUGAACGUGACGCUCGCCGGGGCCCCCUGCAACGCCACACCCCCGCUGACCCAAGCGGAGAUCCGCAGGGAGUACAUGGGCUGCCAGAACCUUCCCACAGCCCUCUGGUACCAGAGCCGGCGCAUGGUGGACGAGGGGAGAGACUGAGGGGACGCUUCGAUCUAACACGCAUAGAGACACGCUCGCCACACCAGAGGAUCCCAGCCCUGUUCCUGGAGAUCUACAGUCCUGUUGGCUUUCAUUUCGACGCUAACUCGGCACACGCGAUUGUACAACAGGAAAACCUACAGGACAGUAGAUCUCCAGGAACAGGGUUGGGCAGCCCCGCUCUUGCUGUUGAAUGUGCUUUGUUAGGGUUGAAGUGAAAACCUACAGGACGGUAGAUCUCCAGGAACAGGGUUUGUAAGCACUGCACUACACCGCAACACACAGACACCAUGCCACUCACUUCACAGUCCCUUCCAAGCAAACCCCCUUUAGGCGAUAUCCCCAUCACUUCACGACACGCAGUGGCUGUACAAUGAGAAGUCAUUCACUGGGAGAAAAGGGAACAUUAACUUCACCAUUACUAAGGUCAGGACUAAGAAUACAAAUCCCAAAUGCACUAAACCAAGAAGGUUCACUGUCCACUCCAGCCCCAACCAACCAACCGACAACACCACACUACACCACAUUGCA